GCAAUACGGGCUGUGCCAUCUCUUGUGUGUGCCUCCCACCAACUGUGUGUGUGUGUCUGUGCAUCUCAUCUGUAAGAGCAUCCCUCUCCCCCCUUUCUUCUUCCCAUCUCCCCCUUUCUCCUCCACGCCUUUGCUUUACAUGAGGUGCAGAGCUGGAAGAUGAACAGCAGCAUGUUGCAGCAGCUGAUCUAGAGAAACUGAGGUCAGGCUUGCAGCCCCUCUGCUCUCCGAUGUACCAAGAGGCAGCAGGCUCUGCCCCUCAGGGCCUCACUGAACCAUGCCAGUCGGGCACCCGCCAGAGCCACGUCUCACCCGUGAUGCUGCCAGCCACCAGGCAGAGCUCUUUAAUCAGCAGCUCCUCUGACCAUACAGUUGGCAAGGACCUACAGGCUGUGACGACAGGUCAAAGGCAGAACAAAGGGAUGAGGACUCGACUGGGUUGCUUGUCUCACAAAUCAGAUUCGUGCAGUGAUUUCACGGCUAUUCUCCCAGACAAGCCCAACAGGGCACUAAAAAGGCUGUCCACAGAAGAGGCCACCCGGUGGGCAGAUUCCUUCGAUGUCCUCCUCUCCCAUAAGUAUGGGGUGGCGGCAUUCCGCGCCUUCCUGAAGACAGAGUUCAGUGAGGAGAACCUGGAGUUUUGGCUGGCGUGUGAGGAGUUCAAGAAGACCCGCUCGAAUACCAAGAUGGUCUCCAAGGCCCACAGGAUCUUUGAGGAGUUUGUCGACGCGCAGGCUCCUCGGGAGGUGAACAUCGACUUCCAGACCCGGGAGGUCACAAGGAAGAACAUGCAGGAACCAUCCUUGUCCUGCUUUGACCAGGCCCAAGGGAAAGUGCACAGCCUCAUGGAGAAGGACUCUUACCCCAGGUUCCUACGAUCCAAAUUGUACACAGACCUGCUGACGCAAAGCCAGAGGAGGCUCAGCUAGAGCUGAGACAGGGUCCCUCGGGAACCAUGGGCUUCACCCCCCGCCCCCCACCUCCCCCAGCUGCCCCAAACCAUCUUCAUCGGCGUUUCAGAGCAGUCGAGGGUGUGGGUGGGGAGAGGGUGCAGAGGGGGAGAGGGAGGCCGGCUGCCCCUCGGUGGGAUCCAGCUGGGGCAGUAGGGACUCUUUCCCAUUUGCCUGGUCGUGUGUGUGUUUUGGUUCGUGGUAGCAUUUACAGCUGUCACCCUGCUGGGGUGGGGGGGACAGCAGCUUGCCCCCAUAACGCAUCGGGUCAUCUGCCCAGAGAAGGCAGGUUGGCUCCGCUGGGCUAAUCUGUAAAUAACGCAAAUGCAGUUCUCCCGCUGGUUCCCCGACUCUCCGUCCCGCCAGACCCAAGCCGCUCAGAGAGGAGAGGCCGGGAAAGCCACGGGGAGCGGGGCGUGGUUGUGAUUGGUCAUGCCGAGGCUGGGGUCCCGGGAUCCUGGGCCUCCUUAUUCCAGAGAGGGAGGCUGAGCCUGGCCUGUUAGUAAACCCCGGGAAGCUACUAAAUCACCAGGAUCGGCAGUUUCUGCCAUUUCCACCAGUCACUGGGGAAGGGGCAGAGCCGGCAUGUGGGACCGGAGGACAUGUGGGAAGGGGAGUAGUCUGACAAGCUCCAUCCUAAAUGAUCAAGCUGAUGACACUCCCCCUCCCCCAUUGGCUCUGUUCCCCGAAAUUCCCAAGAAGAAGCCUGAGGCAGACAGGGUUGGGCCCACUGAAGUGGAGUUGCAUCCAGACCUAUGGAGAGGCCUCCCUGCAUGGGUGUUUUCCAAUCACUUUGACCUGGAGGAGGAAAUUAGGGGUGGGCAUCCCUCUAGAACAUUAGCAAGGGAGCAACCUGAAAGCCCCCCCUUUCAUGCCUGCCUUCAGGCUACUGAAAGGCUCCAAGCCCCCCACCUACUGCUUAAAAUUUCUUCAUCUCUAACCCAAGUGGACCGGCCGCCGGAGUGGGCAGAGGGAUGACCAGGGAUGAUGGUGGAUUCCCCAGAGUUGCCAAGCUCACUGAGAAGAAGUUAGAUUCACUGGCACAGUGUCUAAUCACUGCCACUACCCCUUUCUGUGCCUCUCCUGGCCUGGACCAGCCACUACAAAAUGUCCAGGGGGAGGGGUGGGGCGCAGUGAAAAGCUUUAUCCAGUGUGGACCUAGGAGAUAACCCUCAUCUGCCCUGAAAUAUUCCAGUAACACAGAUGUCCCGGGAAUAGCUGGCAGGCCUUCCCGGCAGUGCUGUUCCCGGGAUUCAAGGUGGAGGGCAGGUAUUCAAGGAGGUCCAGGAGGAAAGUCUGGUGUGGGGAUCACAUAGGACAGGGAGAGGAGGGUGCUGGGAGAUGACUGCAUAGUGCACUGCUGCAGCUCCGUAAGAUGUCCGGAAAGCACCCGCAAGCAGGAUGUGUGGUCAUGAGUUGCCCACCCUGUGCUUGUUACCCGGACAAACUGGCCACAGGUCAGAGGUGGUGGGCCAGGAGACCAGGAGGGAAUCUGACAGCUGUUUGGUCUCCCCGAAUCCCAGAAUUUCCUGAGGGAUUCGUUGAUGAAUGGGUCUGACAUGACAUUGAGCCUUGCCUGUUUCCAGGGCCCUGGAAAUAAUAAUAAUAAUAACAACUAUGGUAUUUGUGAAGCGCUUACUAUGUGCCAGGCACUGUACUAAGC
This is a messenger RNA of Tachyglossus aculeatus (Australian echidna), 2613 nucleotides long. It is a transcript of the gene RGS8, whose product is annotated as regulator of G protein signaling 8. Lineage: Eukaryota; Metazoa; Chordata; Mammalia; Monotremata; Tachyglossidae. Bases 231 to 929 code for a protein of 232 amino acids. The record is from RefSeq and is a predicted model, not a curated record. The transcript is spliced from 6 exons.